Molecule: messenger RNA, 1531 nt
Organism: Podarcis raffonei (Aeolian wall lizard)
Lineage: Eukaryota; Metazoa; Chordata; Lepidosauria; Squamata; Lacertidae
Product: dual specificity protein phosphatase 14-like
Exons: 2
Coding region: 512-1153 (213 amino acids)
Biological process (GO): protein dephosphorylation
Molecular function (GO): MAP kinase tyrosine/serine/threonine phosphatase activity
Source: RefSeq, a predicted model, not a curated record
UUUUCAGUCCCUCCUCCUCCUCCUCUCCUCCCCCUUCGCGAGCCCCGGCUUGUGUCACUGGCUCUGACGACAGCAUCCUCCCCCGCAUCCCGUCGCCAUGGCAACCUUUUGUUACCUCCAACGCUUGAGUGGUCCAGGAGGGGAGGGGGCUGGCAAGGGUGGUAUAUAGGCAAUGCUGGGGGGGAGCCAGGGAAGGAAACUCCUGAUCCCCACCCAGAAGGAAAGAGGCGCUGGGAGAGGAGAAGCAAGGCCGGAGAAAAAAAAUCUAUAUAGAGAUAUAUAGUAUUUAUUAAAAUAGAUUAUAGAUACACCUGUAAAGGGAGAUCUGUUUGGAAGCAGAGAAGAAGGGGAUUACGAGAUCGAUCGGAAACAGAGACAUUCAGACGUCUUCUCGCCUGUUAGCCUCCUUCCUCGAAACCAUUUAGGUGGGCCAGAGAGGGUUUCUUUCGUGGGGAGAGUUUUUGAGAGCUGUUCUCAGAGCUUCCAUUGAAAGACAGCACUGCCUGCUGUUAUGUACGCUGAACCAUCCGCCAUGAAUUUCCGGAACCACGGCUUCUUCCGCCGUUCUCCGCCUCCUUCUGUGGCCAAGCCUGCCCCUGCUGCUGGGAACACUCUGUCCGUCUUAGGAGGCAUCGCUCAGAUCUCCCCUUGCCUCUACCUCUCCUCCGGCAAUGCUGCGUCCAACAGGCACAUGGUCUACUCCAGGGCAGUGACUUGCGUCGUGAACGCCACCAUGGAAAUCCCCAACGCCAACUGGCCAGAUAUUGACUACGUCAAGGUGCCUGUCCCCGACCUCCCUCACGCUCCACUGUCCUUGUACUUUGACUCUGUGGCCGACAGGAUACACCAGACGGGGAAGAAGAAUGGAAGAACCCUUGUCCAUUGCGUGGCAGGGGUCAGUAGAUCCGCCUCCCUCUGCAUCGCCUACUUGAUGAAAUACCACCGGUUGAGUCUCUUGGAUGCCCACGAGUGGGUGAAGAGCAGGCGACCCGUCGUAAGGCCCAAUGUCGGUUUCUGGAGACAACUCAUUGAGUACGAACGCAAGCUGUUUGGCAAGAACACAGUCAAGAUGGUACCGUCACCCAUUGGCUUGGUCCCAGAUAUCUACGAGAAAGAGACCCGGGGGCUGGUCCCCCUGUGGAACUUAAGAUAGACGCUGGGCAACUUUGGGAAUGUGGUUGGGUGACGCGGGCUGCUUGAAUUUAGGAUCAAAACGUUCCACCAUGUUCGGACCACUACUAAGAACUUCCAGCAUGGUGGACUUUGGUAAGAAAAUGCUGUUACGAUAGUCUUUUUUUGUGAGACCUUGCAAUAUGAUUAGAUCAUGAAAAAGACCUUGAGUUGCUUGGCCAUUUCAGUGUGAAUGACUGGUUCCGCCAUGUCAAAUGUUACUAAGAACUUAUAUAGUUUUGCUUGUAUCAAGAGAAGGUUAAUAGCAGAAUAUAGGCAGUAAAUAUAUUUAUCUAAAGCAGAGCUUCGAGAUCUGAAUAAAUUGACCCUCCCUUUGUGAGGAGGAAAGGGAGAAAAAUAA